Molecule: messenger RNA, 1593 nt
Organism: Symbiodinium pilosum
Lineage: Eukaryota; Dinophyceae; Suessiales; Symbiodiniaceae
Source: the annotation of a GenBank genome assembly
AUGGGCAUUGGCCAUGUCCUGUGCGAUGUGGACGCAACUCAUGUGUUCGCGCGAGGCAAGAGUGCGCAGAAUCCGCAACAAUGGCCGUUCUUGAAGACGAGUUUUCAGGAAGCAGCUGGUGGGCCACCUGUCCCCAAAGAAGGGUCAAAGCAGCUGGAGAAAGUGUCUCAAAAUGUGGGAUGCGCCCCUGGCUUCCGGUGCAUGUCCAAGAUAAGCGAAUUUGGAAUGGCACACAAUGGUGAAUACAAGCGUGUCACUACGCCGAAGUUACCUCCCCGAUUUCAGCAGCGAGAUGUGUGGGAAUGGGGUUGUCCAGCACGAGGCAACAUGACCGUCACAGGGAAAUGCCAGCCGCCAAAGCCAGGAGAAGAAGGACAAGCAGGUAUGUGUUGGUCACAGAAUGCAAUGCUUGCCGGGCCAAAAACUCCAUGUGGCUCUUCUGGUGACAAGUGCAUGUGCGUGAAACCAGCCACCAGCACGGGUUCCAUUGGCUAUGGGAACAAGAGCCGAGACAUCCUUCCAGAAUUCACGGAGGGCGACUCUGGUGAUGCUGGAGGAGUGGAGGUGGUCAUGGGCAAAUUCCAAGUCCAGCCACUUCCGCAUUGUGAUGAUUGCUUAGCCCUGAGCAGCAAUUGGGAGCAGUGUGCGGAGUGUGCCAACUGCUCCUACGGUACGAAGAUCUUGGAUGGGCGGCCAACCCUUGCUUGCUAUGAGAAGGACUUCCAGCCACCGGGGCAGCCUGCUUUCGCCGAAACGCCUCCAAAGGAAGGAGAGGAAUACCGCAAGCGGAACCUUGUUCUGCUGCAAGGCAAGCAAGCAGAGGAGCAGGACUUGUGGAUCAUCCCGCAGUACCCUUUGUGGGAUCCGGAACCUGAAGGGAUGGAAGCCGAGGAUGCAAACGGUGGUCAAGUCUUCCCAUUCCAAAUGAACACGGAGCCUCUUUCAAACGAGGCCUGGGUCAAGGCCUACAAGAAAGUUGCUCCAAGGAUCCAGUCAUUGAUGGACAUGAUUGCAAAGAAGCUGAAGAACAAUUGGGGGCCAGAAGCCGUUCGCGAAGAGUGCUCCCAAUUGUUCGAGGCAAGAUAUGUAAAGGCACAAAAUGCUCGGAAAGCAUGCAAGGAAAUGCAGAUGCUCCAGGCCAUGCUGGCGCCAGGGGAACUGGGCACCUUUCCACGCAGAUUGCCGACAGGGCAGAAAUUGCGGUGUGAAUUCCACCGCCAGGACACUUGCGAGAAGUUGAAUUGCUACAGCCAAGAUGAUGGCUAUGCCCAAGCAGUGGGGGCUUUGAGGAAGCGAGACGGCGAGUGCAGGCUUGAAAGAGAAGCCGAACUUGAACGCGAACAUGAUCAUCAGGCAAAGACAUCCACACCAGGAGCCAAAGGUGCACUCAGUGUGAAGGACCUGAUGAAGGAAGAGGAAGCACCACUGGUUGCAGAGGACAAUGUCAAGAAAGUGCAGCAGGCAAUUCCCUCAGUUGCACUUGUUCUCGGUACACCAGGCGCUUGGAAACGAAUACCAAGGCGACGAGGUGAUUUUCUUGGCAACGCGGCACAGCUGCUUAAGCAGCACAAGCAGUGCAGCAGCUGCUGUUGA